Molecule: messenger RNA, 5625 nt
Organism: Dipodomys spectabilis (banner-tailed kangaroo rat)
Lineage: Eukaryota; Metazoa; Chordata; Mammalia; Rodentia; Heteromyidae
Gene: Cfap65
Product: cilia and flagella associated protein 65
Exons: 32
Coding region: 1-5625 (1874 amino acids)
Source: RefSeq, a predicted model, not a curated record
AUGCUCACCCAGUCAAGCCCCAGCCCUGUCACUAAGUUCAAGGAAAGUGGCGACUGCACUGUCAACUCCGGUGGAUCCUUUGUGAGUGCCAGCACGAUGGCUGGCCCCACCAUCAAUGACAGCAGUAUAAGUCCAAGUGUCUGCAGUAGCAGCAUCAGUGCGCAGCCUACUACCUCCAUAGACAUUCAAAAGUGCGGUCCAAAGAAGCUGGAAAGAGUGAUCAAGAGGAUUUUCUGGGGCAUUGAGGUAGCUGAGGAGCUGAAGUGGAAAGACUGGGAUCUGGGAAAGGAGACCACAAGGAACCUGAUCCUGAAAAAUCUCUCCAUGAAGAUCCAGAGGAUGAAGUACAGGCCUCCCAGGACCAAGUUCUUCUUCACGGCCAUCCCUCAGCCCAUCUUCCUGAGCCCAGGCAUCACCCUCACAAUCCCCAUCGUCUUCCGGCCUCUGGAGAAGAAGGAAUACAUGGACCAGAUGUGGUUUGAGAAAGAGGAGGGGAUAUUCCCUGUGUGUCUGAGGGCCAUCUUGCCUUGCCACAAGCUAGUUUGCCCAUCAUCUCUACACCUGCCCAUGUGUGCCAUUGGGGACACAGUUGAAGCCUGGUUCUGCCUGGAGAAUGUGGGGGACCUGCCUACCUUCUUCACCUGGGAGCUCCCCAGCCCAUUCCAGAUCUUCCCUGUCACGGGAUUACUGGAGCCAGGCUUGGCCUGUAAGAUGAAAGUGACCUUUCAGCCCCUCGUAGCUGUCAUCCAUGAAGUUGAGGCCACGUGCUGCUAUGGAAAGGACUGCAAGCAGAAGAGCAGCAUCCAGAUUCGGGGUGUAGGCAAAUGUGCUCAGCUGCUGGUGAGCAUCAGACGCAAGCGAUCAGAAGACAAAGAUAUAGAGGGCCUCCAGAAAGUGUUGCACUUUGGCCCUGUCUCUGUGGGCUGCAUCGCUGAGAGACAGAUCAAACUGUAUAACCCAUCUGCAGUAAAUGCUCCCUUCCGGAUUGAAAUGGUCCCAGAUGUUCUGUUCAAAGACCAGGCGUUCUCCUGCUCCAAGAGUUAUGGCAUUGUACCCCCACGAGAGAAGAAAUGUGUGUCUCUGUUCUUCCAUCCCAAGACUGUGGACAGUAAAACUGUGGAAUAUUUCUCCAUCCUACCUGCUGGAUGUGCUUCCCAAACUCUGCUCCAAGUCAUUGGUUUAUGUAAAGGUCCUGCUGUGUCCUUUCAGCACUCCUGUGUCAAUUUCAGCUGGGUCAUACUUGGAGAACGCUCAGAGCAGACCCUGUGGAUUGAGAACCAGUCACGUUGCUUGGCCCACUUUCAAUUUAUCAUUGACUGCCAGGAGAGUGUGUUCAGUAUCAGCCCUGCCUUUGGGACCCUGAUGGGCAAGGUCCGCAUGACCCUGCACUGUGCCUUCCAGCCCACUCACCCCAACAUCUACUUUCGACGGGUGGCCUGUCUUAUCCACCACCAGGAUCCACUGUUCCUGGACCUGAUUGGGACCUGCCAUUCAGACCGCAUCAAGCCAGUCAUCCUGAAGCCUCGGCAUCUCACCUGGUACCGUACCCACCAGACUCGAGGCCUGAUAUCCUACCCUCCUGACAUCCUGACUGCCAUGCUAAGGGAGAAGAAGCUAGAACAGGAUCCAAAUGGGGCCCUCAUGGUCUGGGCUCUGUCCCUGUCUUUCCCUGUGCAGGACAUGAACACACCAGCCCUGCAGUUGCCCCGCAUCCCGCCCACAACAGAAUUCUUAUUUGAUGGCACCAGUGACAUGACCAUCUUUCCCCCUGUGGUCCGUGUAGAGCCUGCUGAGGUGGACUUUGGUUCCUGUCCUGGGCCUGAGACCCCCAACCCUAUCCCCCUGUGCCUUUCAAACCACACCAAAGGCAAGAUCACAGUAGUCUGGACACACAGGUCUGAUUGCCCCUUCUGGGUGACUCCGGAGACCUUUGAUGUACCCCCACUCAAGUCUAUGGCCCUGCGCCUGCACUUCCAGCCACCCAGCCCCAACAGCCUCUAUGCUGUGGAGCUCGAAGCCUUUGCCGUCUACAAGGCCCUGUGGAGCUACAGUAAUAUAGAAGAGGACUGCACUGUGUCCCCACCCUGGUGUCUGACAGUGCAGGUUCGAGGCCACAGCUAUAGCGCUGUCUCGGAACACCGCAUACCCCAAUAUUCUCUGGAUACACCCAAGCUGUUUCCUGCAGUGCCUUCUGGUGAGUCUUCUUACCGCAGCCUGCUUCUGGAAAACAAAGGUUCCGAAAUGCUGACCUUCAACCUGACCCCCAAGAGCAGCUCAGAUAUUACCCUCCGACCCUCCUCAGGCAUUGUAGCGCCUGGAGCCCACCAGAUCUUUAUUAUUAGCACCCACCCCAAGGGCACUGCCUGGAAGCAACACAUUUUCUACCUGCAGUUCAACUUUUACCCCCACUAUCUCAAGGAGGUGAGCAUGCAGAGCCGGGAGGAGCCAGUGCAACUGAAGCUGGACACCUGCAAAAGCAUCUACUUCAAGCCCACCUGGGUGGGCUGUUCUUCCACCAGCCCUUUCACAUUCUGCAACCCCACACGCAUGCCUCUGGAGUUUGAAUGGAGGAUCUCCCAGCAGCACCAAAGGACACUGGCUGUCCAGCCCUCCAAGGGGACCAUCCAUCCCAAUGAGACCCUUACACUGUCGUGGAUCUUCAGUCCUUUGGAGCAGACCAAGUACCUGUACCGAGUGGGAAUGUGGGUCUGGGAAGCCGGCCAGCACCUAAACACCAAGCUUCAGUCCACAACAUACUACAUGGUCCGACUGGUGGGCAUGGGCACCACUGCCAGCCUCAGUGCAAAGACGAAAGAGCUGGACUUUGGAAAUGUGCUGGUGAACAGCAGGCAGUCUAGGGACCUGGCUCUCCUGAACCAAGGCAACUGCACCAUCUAUUACCGCCUGACCCUGGAGCAGACUAGUCCUGAGGGCGUAGAACAUGACUCCCCAGCUCUGCAGCUGGACCACUCAGAGGGGAGCAUGCCACCUCGUUCCCAGUACACCAUCAGCCUGACAGCCUGCCCCAAGCACAGGUUCCAGUACUCCUGGACCAUCAGCUACUCUCUCGUGUCCUGCAAAGAUAACAAGGUUAGUGAGAAACAGGAGCUGUGUCGUGUCUCCCUGGUGGCUGUGUAUCCUCUACUCUCCAUCCUGGAUGGCUACUCCAUGGGCAGCACUGAGGGCAUCACCAGGAGGUAUUUGUGGCGCCUCUUCAACCUUGACACACUCAACAAUUACCUGGCACAUGAACCCACCCCCAAUGAGCUCACCUACAAGGUGCCCACUAAACACAGCAUCAACAGGAUACCUACCAUCUUAACCCCUUUGAAACUUGACUUUAAUUUUGGGGCAGCACCACUCAAGGCUCUACCCUCCGUGGUGCUCCUGGUCUUGAAGAACACUGGAGUGGUACCCUUGGACUGGGCCUUUCUCUUUCCAAGUGACCAGCGGCUUGACGUGGAGCUGUGGGCAGAGCAAGUAGAGCUCAGCAGCACUGAGCUCCAUCAAAUGCGCGUGGAAGACAAUUGCCUCUUCUCCAUUAGCCCCAAGUCUGGGAGUCUGUGUCCUGGAGAGGAGCAGAUGGUGGAAUUCAAAUACAGCCAUCUGUUCACAGGCACGGAUCGCCUCCCUGUACUGUUCAAGGUGUCUCAGGGCCGAGAGAUACUGCUGAAUUUCAUAGGUGUGACUGUGGAGCUAGACCAGAAGUAUGUGCACUUCGCUUCCACCAACCACAGCUUCACCCCUGUCCGCAUCGGUGACACGCUGCCCCCGCGGCAGAUCUAUGAGCUGUAUAAUGGUGGCUCAGUGCCUGUGACAUAUCAAGUCGAGACCAGUAUACUGUCACAGGUUCAGGAAAAAAAUUUUGACCACUCCGUCUUCUGCUGCCUCAACCCCAAAGGGGAGAUCCAGCCAGGCACCCUCGCUAGGAUCCUGUGGAUCUUCUCACCUAUUGAAGCCAAGACUUACACGGUGGAUGUGCCCAUACACAUUGAGGGAUGGAACUCAGCCCUUAUCCACUUCCGGGGAGUGGGCUAUGACCCCAACAUCAUGGGUAACACAGCCCCAUUCCACAACAUCUGCUUGUGGGACUCCAGCUCCAUACCAUAUAGGCUGAUGGUUCCUGGGCAGGUUGUCUUCCUGUCCCAGUCCCAUGUCUCCUUCGGAAACAUCCCUGUACAGAGCAAGUGUAGCCGGAUGCUCUUCCUCAACAACACCUCCAAGAAGGACACAAUCUUCUUCUCCUGGCAGCCAAGUUCCAUAGACUUUGGGCAGAUAUCUGUGGAUCCCAUGGAAGGGGAGAUGGCUCCUGAAGAAACAGUCCCAUUUGUGGUGACCCUGCAGGCCUCAGUGCAUGCUAGCUUUUAUGGCGUGGACCUGAUAUGUAAGGUGUAUCGGCAAGAACUCAUGUGGAAGUACCACAAGGAGUUAAAGGAGUGGGAGAAGGAGAAGAAGCGGCAGGAGGAGGAGUUUAUCAUCACAGACAGGAAAGUGAAGAGGAGAGUUUUCUGUACAGCCUGUGAACCUGUGAAGAGGUAUAAGACGCUGCCCCCCAUCACAAACCAGCAACCCUCCUGCCAGCCUGCCAGCUGGAAACUGCGGAUGACAAAGGAGGAGCCACCUUGGUCACACCCCCAGCCACCCACGCCAGCCAUUCUCUGCCUGAGCCUCACUGCCCGAACCCACGCCAUUGACUACUACCUGGCCAACUUCUUCUCCGAGUUUCCCCGCCACUUCUUGCACUGGGAACUGCCAAAGAAGAAACGCCACAGGGAAGAGACAGAGGCUUCUGCGGAAGAAGCUGUAGCUGAAGAGGUGGAGCCUGUCUCCAAGCAAAUGAAGCAGCUUCUAACUGACUGCCUUACCGCCAUCAUCAGGGGCCUGCUGGAAGACAAGAACUUUCAGGAGGCUGUGGAUCAAAACCUGGUAGAGGAAGUGCCCUAUUUCUGCCAGUUUUGGAGUGAGCAAUCCGCCCAGACCAUGGCCCCUUACGGCAGCCUGUACUUGAUGCCAGUCACAUCCAUGACUUCUGACAACAAGGCAGUGGGGAAGAAGGAAAGAGAGGAAGAGGAAGAAGAGGAGGAGGAGCAGGAGGAAAAAGAGGAGGAAGAGGAGGAAGAAGAAGAGGAAGAGAUGGAAGAGAUGGAAGAGGAUUUUGAGUUUGAAAAGCUGGAGAUGGAGGAGGAAGAGACAGAGGGGAAGGAAGUAAAGUUGACCUGGAUGGGGGUUGAGCCUAUGCUGCAGCAUUCCCAGCAGUCUCUGCAAUGGCAGUGGAGUAAGAAUCUGAGACACAUGAAGAAGGAAGAGCAGGAGCAUGAUGAGAAAGAGGCCAUUGGAAGGCUGCGUGCCUUCGCCAACCUGCAGGAGGCGCUGUUGGAGAAUAUGAUCCAGAACGUCCUAGUGGAGGCCAGCUACGGGGAGGUGGUGCUCACCUCGCGGCCGCGCAUCAUCACAAUGCGGCCGGUGGACGCGCCGCCCCCGAGGACUGACGUGCUGCCGUCCCCGCAGCCAACAGAGCAGCAAACGGAGGCGUCCAGCGUGGCCGCCGCCGACCAUACGACCGCUGACCCUACGACCGAAUCUUGGCCGAUGUCGCCACCCACCUCCUCUAAUAUUCAGCCCUAG